CACUGCAUUCGGGUAGUGUGUAUGUGGCAGCCGAUUGCAAUUGUGCUGAAGUUCCCGGGACUUGAGAAAAACACCUUCAGUGACCCGAAAAUUCCAUAAAAUCCGCACACUAAGCACUCCCAGGCCACUCACGUGACUGCCCGUGAUUGAUUUGUGGUGAAAUCGUAGUGGGAAAUUGCGUUGUUCAGUGUGAAAAUUGUGGGUGAAAAAAAAGUGUUCCCUCUGCCAAAGUGGAUGUCAGCCAUGUUUGGUCGCUGAAAUUGCGCUGCCAUCGAGGAAAAAAAGGCGUUUUCAGCUCGCUGUCCGGAAAGUGUGUUCUUGUGACCGGAAUAUCCGGCUGUGUGUUGGGUGAAGGACACCAAAUUGUGGCUUAUUAUCUUCCGUUGGACCCCUUUCAUUGAUUUUUGUGUGCAGCUGAAGCGAAGGAGGACAAAAUGACGGAUUUACCAAUUAGAUUCCAAGAGCACUUGCAGCUCGCAAGUGUUGGAAUCAAUACAAAUUCCAUCUCAUUCAGCACUUUGACGAUGGAAUCGGACAAAUUCAUCUGUGUUCGUGAAAAAGUUAGCGAUACGAAUCAGGUGGUUAUUAUUGAUAUGAAUGAUACCUCCAAUCCCAUUCGGAGGCCCAUCAGCGCAGAUUCGGCUAUCAUGAAUCCAGCCAGCAAGGUUAUUGCGCUCAAAGCACAAAAAACUCUGCAAAUCUUCAACAUUGAGAUGAAGUCGAAGAUGAAGGCUCACACAAUGACAGAAGAUGUGGUAUUUUGGAAGUGGAUCUCCCUCAAUACCCUGGCUCUGGUCACACAGAAUUCCGUCUAUCACUGGUCCAUGGAGGGCGAAUCGACGCCAGUGAAGACCUUCGAUAGACAUUCCUCACUCAAUAGUUGUCAGAUUAUCAACUAUCGAACGGAUCCCAAGCAGCAGUGGCUUCUACUUGUUGGAAUUACUGCACUAGAGAAUCGUGUUGUGGGUGCUAUGCAGUUGUAUUCGGUGGAAAGAAAAUGCUCUCAGGCAAUUGAGGGUCAUGCUGCAUCCUUUGCCACCUUCAAAAUGGAAAAGAAUCCCGAACCAUCGGUUCUAUUUUGUUUUGCCGUACGAACAAUUCAGGGUGGAAAGUUGUAUAUUAUUGAAGUGGGAACACCACCAACGGGCAAUCAGGCAUUUACAAAGAAAUCUGUUGAUGUCUUCUUUCCGCCAGAAGCCCAAAAUGACUUUCCAGUGGCGAUGCAGGUGUCAGAAAAGUAUGAUGUCAUCUAUUUGAUCACAAAAUAUGGCUAUAUUCAUUUGUAUGACAUUGAAACGGCCACUUGUAUCUACAUGAAUCGCAUUUCGGCUGAAACGAUUUUUGUGACUGCGCCGCAUGAAGCGAGUGGCGGAAUUAUUGGGGUUAAUCGUAAGGGACAGGUAUUGAGUGUGACUGUCGAAGAGGACAACCUUAUUCCGUAUAUUACGAAUACGCUGCAAAAUCCGGAUUUAGCACUCAGAAUUGCUGUACGGAACAAUCUGUCCGGGGCUGAGGAGUUGUUUGUGCACAAGUUUAACAAUCUCUUCCAGAAUGGGCACUAUGCUGAGGCAGCAAAGGUGGCUGCCUUGGCACCUAAGGGUAUUCUGCGUACUCCACAGACAAUUCAGAGUUUUCAGCAAGUGCAGACUCCGGCUGGUGCAACGUCGCCUCCACUUUUGCAAUAUUUCGGAAUUUUGUUGGAUCAGGGCAAGUUGAACAAGUACGAAUCGCUUGAAUUGUGUCGUCCGGUUUUGCUGCAGGGUCGGAAGCAGCUGUGUGAGAAGUGGCUGAAGGAGGAGAAACUGGAAUGUAGUGAGGAAUUGGGUGAUUUGAUCAAACCCACCGAUUUGACCCUUGCUCUGUCCAUCUAUUUGCGCGCAAAUGUCCCCAACAAGGUUAUUCAGUGCUUUGCCGAAACGGGUCAGUUCCAAAAGAUCGUCCUCUAUGCCAAGAAGGUCAACUAUACUCCAGACUAUGUCUAUUUGUUGCGUUCGGUGAUGCGAACCAAUCCGGAACAAGGAGCUGGAUUUGCUGGUAUGCUGGUUGCAGAUGAGGAACCUCUCGCGGAUAUUAAUCAAAUCGUUGACAUCUUCAUGGAACAGAACAUGGUUCAACAGUGUACGGCUUUCCUUCUUGAUGCUCUCAAGCAUAAUCGUCCGAAUGAAGGUCCCUUGCAGACGCGUCUGCUUGAGAUGAACCUCAUGUCAGCACCUCAGGUUGCUGAUGCUAUUUUGGGUAACGCUAUGUUUACUCACUACGAUCGAGCUCACAUUGCUCAGCUGUGCGAGAAAGCCGGACUCCUCCAGCGUGCCCUUGAGCACUAUACUGACCUCUACGACAUCAAGCGUGCAGUUGUGCAUACUCAUCUCCUCAAUGCUGACUGGCUCCUCAGCUUCUUCGGUACUCUGUCCGUUGAGGAUUCCCUGGAGUGUCUUAAAGCCAUGCUAACGGCAAAUAUUCGUCAAAAUCUUCAGAUUUGCGUACAAAUUGCAACAAAGUAUCACGAACAACUAACAACAAAAGCAUUGAUUGACCUCUUCGAGAGCUUCAAGAGCUACGAAGGACUAUUCUACUUCCUGGGUUCCAUUGUCAACUUCAGUCAAGAUUCCGAAGUUCACUUCAAGUACAUCCAAGCUGCAUGCAAAACCACCCAGAUCAAGGAAGUUGAAAGGAUUUGCCGUGAAUCUAAUUGCUACAAUCCCGAACGCGUUAAGAAUUUCCUGAAGGAAGCUAAGCUAACGGAUCAACUUCCACUCAUCAUCGUUUGCGAUCGUUUUGACUUUGUUCACGAUCUCGUUCUGUAUCUCUAUCGUAACAAUCUGCAGAAGUACAUUGAGAUCUAUGUUCAGAAGGUUAAUCCAUCGAGAUUGCCUGUUGUCGUUGGUGGGUUGUUGGAUGUUGAUUGCUCGGAAGACAUCAUCAAGAACCUGAUUCUAGUGGUCAAGGGGCAAUUUUCAACUGACGAACUAGUUGAAGAGGUGGAGAAGCGCAAUAGACUUAAGCUUCUGCUACCAUGGUUGGAAUCCCGUGUCCAUGAAGGAUGUACCGAACCAGCAACUCACAAUGCAUUGGCUAAGAUCUACAUUGACUCCAAUAAUAAUCCAGAACGAUUUCUUCGUGAGAAUCAAUUCUAUGAUAGUCGUGUUGUUGGACGCUACUGCGAGAAGCGUGAUCCUCAUUUGGCUUGUGUGGCCUAUGAACGUGGUCAGUGCGAUAGGGAAUUGAUUGCUGUAUGCAACGAGAAUUCUCUGUUUAAGUCAGAAGCACGCUAUCUCGUACGUAGACGCGAUCCUGAACUCUGGGCUGAGGUUCUAUCUGAAGCCAAUCCUUACAAGCGUCAGUUGAUCGAUCAGGUGGUACAGACGGCACUGAGUGAGACUCAAGAUCCUGAUGAUAUCUCCGUAACGGUUAAGGCUUUCAUGACGGCCGAUUUGCCGAAUGAACUUAUUGAACUACUAGAGAAGAUCGUAUUGGACUCUUCCGUCUUCUCGGAUCAUCGUAAUUUGCAGAACUUGCUGAUUUUGACGGCGAUCAAAGCUGAUCGAACCCGAGUGAUGGACUACAUCAAUCGCUUGGAUAACUACGAUGCUCCGGAUAUUGCUAAUAUUGCUAUUAGCAAUCAACUGUACGAAGAAGCAUUUGCGAUUUUCAAGAAGUUCGAUGUCAAUACAUCAGCUAUUCAGGUGCUGAUUGAGCAAGUUGAGAAUCUAGAAAGGGCCAAUGAGUUUGCAGAGCGUUGCAAUGAGCCAGCUGUUUGGUCUCAGCUUGCCGGGGCUCAGUUGCAGAAGGGAUUGGUUAAGGAAGCCAUUGAUUCCUACAUCAAAGCUGAUGAUCCAAGUGCGUAUAUGGAUGUGGUAGAGACCGCUAGCAAGAAUGAGUCCUGGGAUGAUUUGGUGCGAUAUCUACAGAUGGCACGUAAGAAGGCUCGUGAGAGCUACAUCGAGAGCGAAUUGAUCUAUGCCUAUGCAAGAACUGGACGCUUAGCUGACCUUGAAGAAUUCAUCUCGGGUCCAAAUCAUGCUGAUAUUCAGAAAAUUGGAGAUAGAUGCUUCAACGACGGCAUGUACGAUGCUGCCAAAUUGCUGUACAACAAUGUCAGCAACUUUGCCAGAUUGGCAAUCACUCUGGUGCACCUCAAGGAGUUCCAGGGAGCUGUAGAUAGUGCUAGAAAGGCCAAUUCUACACGCACCUGGAAGGAGGUGUGCUUUGCAUGUGUAGAUGCUCAGGAGUUCCGUCUGGCGCAAAUGUGUGGUCUUCACAUUGUUGUCCAUGCCGAUGAACUUGAGGACCUGAUCAAUUACUAUCAGGAUCGUGGGCACUUUGAGGAACUCAUUGCCCUCCUUGAAGCUGCUUUGGGACUCGAACGUGCCCAUAUGGGAAUGUUUACAGAAUUGGCUAUUCUCUAUUCCAAAUACAAGCCAAGCAAGAUGCGUGAACAUCUGGAGUUGUUCUGGUCCCGUGUCAAUAUCCCGAAGGUACUUCGGGCUGCCGAACAGGCUCACUUGUGGUCCGAAUUGGUGUUCCUAUAUGACAAGUAUGAGGAAUACGAUAAUGCCGUUCUCGCUAUGAUGUCCCAUCCAACUGAAGCCUGGCGAGAGGGUCACUUUAAGGAUAUCAUUACGAAAGUGGCCAAUAUUGAGCUGUACUACAAAGCUAUUCAGUUCUAUCUGGACUACAAGCCUCUUCUGCUCAAUGAUAUGCUACUGGUGUUAGCUCCAAGAAUGGAUCACACACGGGCUGUUGGUUUCUUCACAAAGACCAACCAUCUGCAGUUGGUGAAGCCCUAUUUGCGAUCUGUGCAGAAUUUGAACAACAAAGCUAUCAAUGAGGCACUCAAUGGGCUGCUGAUCGAAGAGGAGGACUACCAGGGCUUGAGGACAUCAAUAGAUGCUUUUGACAACUUUGACAACAUUGCCCUGGCGCAGAAGCUGGAGAAGCACGAACUGACAGAGUUCAGACGCAUUGCUGCCUAUCUGUACAAAGGCAACAACCGCUGGAAGCAGAGCGUGGAACUCUGCAAGAAGGAUCGUCUCUUCAAGGACGCCAUGGAGUAUGCGGCUGAAUCGCAUCAACAGGAAAUUGCUGAGGAACUUCUUGGGUGGUUCCUGGACAGAGGAGCUUUUGAUUGCUUUGCUGCCUGUUUAUUCCAGUGCUACGAUCUUCUUCGACCUGAUGUAAUCCUCGAAUUGGCUUGGAGACACAACAUCAUGGACUUUGCAAUGCCGUAUUUGAUUCAGGUGAUUCGUGAGUAUACAUCGAAGGUGGACAAACUGGAGCUGAAUGAGGCUCAGCGUCAGCAGGAGGGUGAACAGGCUGAGCACAAGUCCAUGAUUCUGCCGGAGCCACAGUUGAUGCUGACUGCUGGACCCGGAAUGGGCGUCCCUCCGCAAUAUGCCCAAGCCUACGGAGUCCCAGGCUACGCGCCCAACAUGCCCUACCAGGGCUACGGUAUGUAGGGAGAGAGUCUCCUGUUGGGCGGCCUAGCCAAGCCCUCGCAGCAUUUAGUGAAGAUCCUAGCACUCAGCUUUGACAUUUUCAAGUCCAUCUUGAGUCGUACAAUUCGCAUGUAGAACGCGCGCCCCAUUUUAUCCCAUUUGUCCCCAUCACCACAUUUUUUUUCUUUUCGCGUCUUAAAUUUCAUAAAGUCAAACCUCCAAAAAAAAAACGGUCUUCUAGGUUUUUUGUUUGUCCAAACUUUAGCACACGCUUCAGAGUCCAAAAAAGAAAAAAACUGGUGAGCAUUAGUUGUGUGUACAUACAAAAUAUCUACAUAAAAAAAAUUGAAUAUAUAAAAUAGUUUAAAAAAAAAAGUGAGGUGAAAAGAAUUGUGAAAAAUAAUUGUAAACGUUAAGAAUAACUUGAUUCUUGAAUAGAAGUAGAAAGAGAGAGAGAUAUAAACAAUUGAAGAAAAGAGAGAAAACAUCAAAUUCAUUGACGCACUGAAAGUUUAACUUAUGAAUUAUUAAAGAAAAAAGAGAGAAUAAAAAUCGAAAUUAGUUUAAAAAUUAAAAUAAUUCAAAUUUUUUUGACGUUAACGAGGAAGAGAUCAACUUUUUUUUUGUUUUUGGGAAAGAAGGGGUUAGAAAAUGUGAAGGGAAAUUGACUAAAAAAAAAUGCUUUCAGUAUUUAAAAAAAAAUAAGAAUUAUUUUUGGAACGGAAAGAUAGAUGUGAAGAAAAAUUAGAAGGGGAUUUUUUUCGUGUAAUAUUUACUUAUAAAUUGCUGAGGUUUUAACAAAGUAAAAAAAAAUUUCUAAAGAUAUAUUACAAAAAAAAAAGAAAA
This is a messenger RNA of Phlebotomus papatasi, 6281 nucleotides long. RefSeq names its product clathrin heavy chain (gene Chc). The coding region runs from base 435 to 5456 and encodes 1673 amino acids. The transcript is spliced from 7 exons. The record is from RefSeq and is a predicted model, not a curated record. Gene Ontology annotation, molecular function: structural molecule activity; clathrin light chain binding. Gene Ontology annotation, biological process: receptor-mediated endocytosis; intracellular protein transport. Gene Ontology annotation, cellular component: clathrin complex; clathrin-coated endocytic vesicle; clathrin coat of coated pit. Lineage: Eukaryota; Metazoa; Arthropoda; Insecta; Diptera; Psychodidae.